Messenger RNA from Macrosiphum euphorbiae (potato aphid), 954 nucleotides. The record is from the annotation of a GenBank genome assembly. Lineage: Eukaryota; Metazoa; Arthropoda; Insecta; Hemiptera; Aphididae.
AUGUUAAACAUGUUCAGACGUUCAAUCGGCAAGUCGCUGCGUUUAAACCGUGCUUCGAAACUAACGCAGAUGGAAAACGGCCAAACUCCCAACGAAAAGUACCUGCACGAUUUUACUUACCAUGGAAAGGAAUAUUCGGUCAGCGAAGCGAAAGAGGUCUUAUCCCCAUAUUUUGACGGCAGCGGAUCCGUGGACUUGGAAAAGGACGAUAAUGGCAUCGCCAAAAUCUGCUUAAACAACCCUCGUCUCAAGAACGCCAUAAGUGUAAAAAUGAUGUCAGACCUAGAUGAGAUCACAGACAAAUUGUACCAGUGGACCGAAUGCAAAGGAGCAAUUUUGUAUGGCACUGAUGGGAAUUUCUGUUCUGGAGGAGAUUUGAAAUUAGCAAAAAAAAUGAACAACGCGUCUAACGGAUAUGCGAUGUCUGUUUAUUUUGGUCAUAUUCUCGACAAAUUCAAAAAGCUACCCAUUAUUACAGUCGCAUAUAUCAAUGGCACGGGUGCGUUUGGCGGUGGCGCCGAAGUGACCACGGCGUGCGACUACAGGCUGAUGUGCAACGUUGCCGAUACAACAGGCAUAGGGUUCGUUCACUCGAAAAUGGGCAUUGUUCCUGCUUGGGGAUCCACCGGCCGUUUGGUGUCGAUCAUGGGGGGCGCCAAGAAGGUAUUGGACCUAUUGCUGGAGGCCCGGACUCUGAGCGCCGCCGAGGCGAUGGACUUGGGUCUGGUGGACGGCACCGUGGCCACUUUGGAGGACGCUGGAGCGUGGCUAUCCGGCAAGAUCAGCAGGGACGUGAACGUGAUCCGGGCCAUCAAACGCACGGUUCUGUGCUAUGACGACGACGACGAUUCCAAGGCGGAAGCACGAGAGCUGGAGCGCAGGAUAUUCGCUCCACUCUGGGGUGGCACCGCCAAUCAGGCAGCACUCCAACUGCGCCUGAAGCACAACAGAUGA